This is a messenger RNA of Trichophyton rubrum CBS 118892, 342 nucleotides long. RefSeq lists its product as uncharacterized. The transcript has 2 exons. Gene Ontology annotation, molecular function: protein binding. Lineage: Eukaryota; Fungi; Ascomycota; Eurotiomycetes; Onygenales; Arthrodermataceae. Bases 1 to 342 code for a protein of 113 amino acids. The record is from RefSeq and is a predicted model, not a curated record.
AUGGAGAUGACCGGAAGACUACUUGUUGAGACCGGAAAGGUGGAUGUUAACUCUGAGGACUCUCAAUUUAGCGAAACGCCUCUCUCAUGGGCUGCAAGCUAUCGACACGAGGGAGUAGUCAAGCUGCUUCUUGAAACUGGGUGCUGGGCUAGCAAGAGGGCUAAAGACACGGAGGAUCCUGAAGUGCCCCUGAGUUGUAUAAGUCCAUAUUCAACACUGCAAAGUUUAAGGUACCUCGGCACCUCGGCAUUGAUAGGCGCUAAGCCUAAUCAGGUCGUGCAGGGCACCUUCCUCGCUGACCAAUCAUCUUCCACAUCACAAUUCGCGACAACCCAUAUUUGA